CAGAAUGUAAAACAGAUACAGAAUUCGUUCCCUCGAAAAAUGAAGAAAUAAAUAAAGAGCUUUCUUUUCCUUCUCGAACAAAGCGGAUAUCUAUUCAUUUUAAACAUCGAUAUAUCAAUCGAUUUUCUCAUCGGCUUGUUUCAUAUCGCGAUCAUUUGUUAGAGAUGGCUUCUUUACUUCGGAACACCCGAGCCUUCUCCGCGGAGUCUGCGGACGGACCUGGCUGCAUGAAUUCGUUACGUUUAACGGCCCGCUCGUGGGAGAUUCGCGCGUGGCUCGAGGUGAGACGCGGGUUAGGUUAGGUUAGAACUCGGGCCGCUUGCUCCGCCAAUAACGCGGGUCGCUUGGGUGUGGUUAUUAGUGCCGUGGGACCGUCAGGUAGUGAUUGUGUUCCAUGAGAGUAUAGUUUACGCUGCGCGUCCAGGCGGUCGCGGACGUCUCGUUUCUCUCUCUUACGCGAUCGUCUCGGGGAGCAGGAGCGAGCGGAGCGGCGACAUGAAGAAGAGGAGCCUGUCCGGCAAUGUGGGCGUCGGCGUGUUCCUGGUGGGGUUCGUCUGCGUGUGCGUCGCCUUCGGCACGCCCGCCUGGUUGGUCAGCGAUCCGCGGAUCGUUGGCGCGCAGCUCGACCGACUCGGCCUGUGGCGGCACUGCUUCAGGUCGCUGCCCAACCCCCAGGAAUCCGACGCGCCCAGGCGCUUCUUCGUCGGCUGCAGAUGGGUCUACGACCCGUUUACCGCGGGCUACUCCGAGAUCCGCGGCUUCCUCCUACCCCCGUUUAUGAUCGCCACCCAAGUGUUCUUCACGAUAUGCUUUCUGUUGGGUCUAAUAUCAUUCUUUCUGAUGUUGCUCUUCACUCUGUGCUGGGACCCAGAGCGAAAGAAAUAUAUCGAGUUGAUAACGACCAUUGGCUACCUGCUGCUGGCCAGUGGUCUCAGCGGCGGCCUGGCGGUUAUCAUAUUUGCCUGCCUUGGUAACGCGGACGGCUGGAUGCCUGGACACACCAAUAACUAUCUAGGAUGGUCUUUCGCCCUGGGCGUUAUAGGCAGCGUACUGACGCUAAUCGCGAGCGGCCUGAUGCUAGUGGAGGCAAACAUACAACGAAAAAAACGAGACUAUCUCAAGGAAUCUCAAACGCGCUUUCAACUCGAAUCUCGUGCCUAAAGAAAAAGAGCACUUCCCGACCGUCCGCAAUUGCAUUGCGCACAAGCGUUUUGUACUAAAAGUCUGUAGUACCAUUCCGUCCACGAGAUGCAACUCUCAUCGUAGAACUUUUUUCUUUCUGUAGAAUGUACAAAAAAAAAAAGAAACAGAUCUGUAUUAAUUUAAGUUUAGAAAAAACUUAAAUACGUAAGUUUAAUAUUUUUGUACGAUAUUUUAUAUCUCUCUUUAUAUAAUAUUAUGUAUAUGGGAGCAUAGUAUAUACUAUAUGAUAAUAUUAUUAUUAACGAUAAUAUAUGAGACGAUAUAAACGCGUCUUGAAACACUUGCAGAAAAGUUCGCAAAAAAAACCGUUAUAGAAAACAUCUACGAUCUUUUUAUUUGAAGAUUCUGUUUUAAUGUAAAGCUUGACCAAUUGUGUUCGCGAGAAGAAAAGUCGUCUAUUCGCGUAUCUAAUUGUGAUAAUCGCGCGGUCUCGUUUUUCUUCUAUAUAAAUUGGCGUGCAAUGCUGUUUUUAUCUCUUCUUCCACUCUUUUAGCAAAUACGUUAGUUUUACAAUUGUUAACUUGUUGACUUGGUCGUGAAGCUGCGAUCACUUUUAUUACUUACAUGAUUUUUCGCGAACUUUUCUAUGUAGCGUUUUGAGACGCGAAUUAUGAAAUGCCUUGUAUCUACAUGUGUAUUAUAUUACUAAGCCUUGCGCACGAGAUUUACGAUUCGCACAAUACGCAGCUACGUAUUUUCCAACGGCACAUAUCUGUGGAAAUCGGAGCUAACGAGAGAUUAAUAGAACAUCAAAAUAAACUUUAUAACUCCGUCCUUUAUCAAAUAAAAACUUCUAAAAUAUAAGU
Messenger RNA from Monomorium pharaonis (pharaoh ant), 2009 nucleotides. RefSeq lists its product as uncharacterized. The transcript is spliced from 2 exons. The coding region runs from base 496 to 1161 and encodes 221 amino acids. NCBI's taxonomy places the organism in Eukaryota, Metazoa, Arthropoda, Insecta, Hymenoptera, Formicidae. Gene Ontology annotation, biological process: regulation of tube size, open tracheal system; septate junction assembly. The record is from RefSeq and is a predicted model, not a curated record. Gene Ontology annotation, cellular component: membrane; septate junction.